AUGUCCCGGGCGCGGGGCAGCCCCGGAAACGGGGGCGCGGGGGCGGCGGCGGCCACGGCGCGACCUCUCACCCGGCGGCGGAAGUGGCGGGAGCGCGCGCGGCGGGAGCGCGCCCGGGCGGCACCGGAGGAACCACUGCCUCUAGCGGGGGGGAAGGAGAUGCCUGAGGGAGUACGGAGUAGAUUAGGUGUUGGAAAAGGCCUCUGGGGUCGUCCAGUCCAACCUGUGGCCGAUAGGCACCUUGUCAUCCAGACCAUGGAGCUAAGUCUGUCCUUCAACACCUCCAGGGGCGCCCUCUUUCAGCCUGGAGAUGAGGAGAGAGGAGCCGCAGAACAAACAGCGCCAGCGAGGAAGCUCCUGGAAGGUACCUGCGGGAGGCAGAGGCAGGAAUUCCGUGGAAGACGUCGUGCUGUCGGUGUGAACUCCCAAACGCAGCCAGAUCCCACGGUGGUGCCUGGUUCUGGCAGCGCCACACCGAGCCGUGGGCUCUGGAUGCUCCUCGCAUGGGCAGCGCUGGCUUUGGGGGCCCGGACAAAGCCCCCGCUGGUUCCUGCUUGCUGGAACGGCUGCCGGGGAUGUUCUGGCUUUUCUGACAAAGAUCCAUGGUCAGGGACGGCUCAAACUUUGCCCGCAGGACCAAGAUCCUGCAGCAUUCUCCCUUCCCAUCCGUGACCUAUCCCAUUCCUCCGCUGCCAGCGCUUCCCACCCGUGUGGCACUGCACCCCUGUGCCUCACCCGCUCCCCGCGGACGGUCCCCAGAGCACGAGGAAGGACUGUGGCGGGGAAAAAAGAACUCAUUUGGAGGUGAAGGCUGGAUAUUCUCUUCCAUUAUCCCCAGCAUCUGCCCCUAGCCCUCCCCCAGCUCUCACGGCAGCCGUGCUCGGCUUUGUUUCCCUGACACGCUGCGCUGGCUGCACAGUCCCAUUCUCCCCUUGUCCUCCCUCCACUCCCAAAGCCUGCGUGGCUGUUCCAAGAGGGGAGCUGGAAGCACCGUGGAGCAGGAGAGCUGACAAUCAGGGCCGGGAGACGACGCUGCUGCCGUGCACAAUACCCCCCCAAUUAGCCAUUCAUUUCUUCUGCCUCUGAAACGGGGAGCACAGCCCUUGUGCUGGGAGAUAAAACAAGAACGGCUUCAAUAGCGCUGAUUUAAAUUAGGUCAGGCUGGCUUUUGUGCGGCGGGGACCACACAAUGGCUGUCACACGGUGGAGGGGAGCAGCAGAAAGGAAAAGAGGCCAAGCAAGUGGCACAGAUGCUGGGAGUUGGUGGGUGCUGGCACCUCGGGGGGUGUGUGCGUGGGGACAGUGGAGGGGCAGACCCUCACCCAGCACGUGAUGCUGAGGCAUAAAAGGGGUGGCGUGGUCAGCAGGGGACAGAGGGGUCACACACUGCCUGGACACAGGAAGCUCUGCCACACCACAGCCAUGUGCCCCUGGGAAAUUUGUCUUCAACCUUCACUGGUUAUGAGACAAAGGCGUGACAAGUUUUGGACCUGUCAGGGCAAGAAGGAUAUUGAGGGGCUAGAGUGUGUCCAGGGAAGGGAACAGAGCUGGGGAAGGGUCUGGAGCACCAGGAGCAGCUGAGGGAGCUAAGAGGGCUCA
Motacilla alba alba is the source of this 1599-nucleotide messenger RNA. RefSeq lists its product as uncharacterized. The coding region runs from base 1 to 672 and encodes 223 amino acids. The record is from RefSeq and is a predicted model, not a curated record. The transcript is spliced from 2 exons. NCBI's taxonomy places the organism in Eukaryota, Metazoa, Chordata, Aves, Passeriformes, Motacillidae.